AUGACGAGCCCUUACUCCCUGCCCUACCUCCUCUUCCUGCCGCUAGGCGCCUGCUUUCCUCUGCUGGACACAGAAGAGCCCGUGGACGCCGUGGGUGGCAUCGGAGGCGAAAUGAGCUGGGCCGACCUGGCGGGGGGACGCCACGUCCCCUGGGGCUCCCCUGGGUGGCCGAGAGCGCCACACCCACACGCCCUGCGCGUCACGGCCAAGGAGCCGCCGACGCUGGGCAGAGCGUGUGCCGGCUUCAAGUUGAGGCUCGGGCGGCAGCAAGAUGAUAGUGAGGCCACCGGCUUCCCUCUGGGUGACGGCGAGAAAGCUGGUGUGUUAGGGACCCUGGCAGAGGAGCUCAAUGGCUACAGCAGGAAGAAAAGCGGCUUCAGCUUCCGCUUCGGCUGGGGGUGA
Mesoplodon densirostris (Blainville's beaked whale) is the source of this 402-nucleotide messenger RNA. RefSeq names its product pyroglutamylated RFamide peptide (gene QRFP). The record is from RefSeq and is a predicted model, not a curated record. NCBI's taxonomy places the organism in Eukaryota, Metazoa, Chordata, Mammalia, Artiodactyla, Ziphiidae. Gene Ontology annotation, molecular function: orexigenic neuropeptide QRFP receptor binding.